UCUGCUAGUUUUGAAGAAGAGUUAUACUUUUAAAUCAAGAUAAAAUGAGUUUUUGUUUGGUUAGCUUAACCUGGACCCAGUCGUUUGUCUCUUUCUCAGUCCUCCAUGCUACACGCUUCAACAACUAGCUGAUCACACAUCUUAGCUCAAAGCUUUGGUGUGCAAGGCAGUGAUAUUGAUUCAUCACGGACUAUUAAGUCCUUCUGUUGUCAAUUUAUUUUUUAAUGUUUUAUUGUGAAUCUAAUCCUGCAUGAAUACGUUUGUGCUGUGAAGUUAAAUCUUCCUGCUGURGUGUUGUUCUUGAGUUGAGGAUUUUUAACGUGGCUCUGCUGAGAUGUUGAGUAGGUGCCACAUUCCCAGGUGGCAUGUGGUGACAGGUCCAUCUGGACCCGCCUGCUGUCACAAACAAACAGGCCCCCUAAAUAGUGAGGGGUCAAGGUCGGUCGAGCCGUCUGGACCAGACCAGACCCUCAGAACCUUCCCAGUCCGUCAGAGGGAGCGGGUGYGAAUCGAGCAGGUAAUGUUUGUGUUCGGAGCUGAUCUGUAGGUUUUUAUCUGCAUGUGGUCCAAACCUAACGAUGUGGACGGGUCCGAGCUAACAGAAGCUGGAACUGAGCAAAGCUCGACCUCAGACUGAAGAACGGCGUCUCCGGCGGCUUCCUGAGUUAAAAGUUUAACAGCUUUAUGAGUUUUUGUCAGAUCCAGUCUCCUCCUGUUUGUCUCGUCCCGRUGUGUUUUAGAAAAGCUUUGAUGGRUGCYGUUCUCUGACCCGUUCUGCUCAGAACCUUCCUAAAAAGGCCCGUGUGAUCCAGCAAACACAACACGGCUUCUCAAUAUCAUGUUCUGAUCUGAGGUUUGGGAGGAACUMAAAGCCGAUCCGGUUCUUCUGCUGCUGUAAAACCGGGUCUUUCCAGGUUCACGCGAGGACACAGCCGAGGAACGCCGACUGAUGGAUGCAUCKCUGUCUCUGCGCUGCUGGGAGGCGGGAAGUCUGUUCUGUUUGUGAGAGCGAGGAAGAAUAAAUACUCAUCUUCAGAUGCUCAGGGACAACUCAGACUGAAGGCUGAAGGKUUUUUUUUUCUGUCCCCCGGAGGGCUCUCCAGCAGAGGGCAGCACAAGACCAAGUUCCAUUCGGGGUAAACCAGGACCUCGAGCCGUCAGCGCUGUCAGGAUCACACCGUUAAAAACCAUGAAAGGCUGUCCGGACAUGAUUCCCUCCGCAGAUUUGGACCCGAGCAGAGUUUGUAAAGGGAAAGGAGUCGUGACUCUGAGGGCGACGCUCGUCCACGUCGAGGACGAAGACUUAACUGAUGAAGAACCGAACCUCAUCCCACCGACAGUCAGCUGGACGGCUCAGGUUAACGGAGACUCUGAGGGACUGACUGAUGGAGGCAGCAGCUCCGAACAUCUAGAUCAUGAAAACAACGUUCAGCUCCAGCCUCAGGAUAUUUUUUCUCGCAGUAAAAAAGAAGCCGAAGCUCCGUCCUUUGUUGAGACUCACAUCUGUGUUAAAUCCGGUCCUGGUUCUGGUUCUGGUUCUGGUUACCCGUGCACCAGUUCUGUGAACCCGACCAUCGUUCUGCUGCAGCACAACAGAGAACAGCAAAACAGUCUCUCUUACUCUGAAGACUCGGUCCAGGACAGAGACAGAAGCACCGACUCGGGUCGGUCCCUCACCWGUCCGGUUUCUGAAAUGGACGGGAAGAGACAAAGGCUGCACUCCCCCGUCCUCGGUCCUCUCAACAAACCCAUUGUCCCGGUCCGGAACACUGAAACGUCCAAAGACUGGUAUAAGACCAUGUUCAAACAGAUCCAUAAAAUCCCAGACUCAGGAUGUAAGUCCAGAAGAUGUAGAUUUAGAGAGUGAGCCUUGGUUUAAGUUCUUUUCAGAGAUGGAGUUUGACGAAGCGAGUGCCCCCUCCUUCAGCCCCCUGGAAGCUGCCCCCGGUCUGCAGCCGCACCCCUCGAGCAAAUCUGGACUCAGCAAAGUGGAAACGGAGCGAGGAUCCUCCAUGAGCGAGCCUUCGGCUGCAGAAUGUGACCGACAUGUUUACAAGAGCGUCCUGGAGGGCGGAGACAUUCCUCUACAAGGUCUACGAGCGCUAAACAAGCGUCACGGCAGCUCCUCCUC
Messenger RNA from Austrofundulus limnaeus, 2131 nucleotides. Its product is annotated as sorbin and SH3 domain-containing protein 1. Lineage: Eukaryota; Metazoa; Chordata; Actinopteri; Cyprinodontiformes; Rivulidae. The record is from RefSeq and is a predicted model, not a curated record.